AUGAGCGCAUCCUCCAGAAAUGCUGCCCGUAAGGCGGUAUUUAUAAACCCCUUUGCAGGGAGGACGGCUGCUCGACCGGGUCUCGUCCUCCCAUCAGCCUACUUGGGACGACAGAGCCGACAACUUCCCUCAGAUUUCGCUGUGCGAGCCCUUCUGAUUCCUAUUCGAAGCAUAUCAACCGAAAGGCAUUCAGUUGGGCUGUCUGAUGGACCGCCCCCUGGAUUCAAUGCGGAGCAGGCUAAGAAACCCCUUCCCAAGACAGACACGGCCGCCGCGAACAAGAAAGCAUCGGAGACCAAGGUUAAAGCAAACGAGGGCACGGCAAUUGAAAAGGCGACGCCACUUUCUGUCGGCGAGGCUUCUGACGAAUCCAAGUCUUUGACCGAGUUGGCCGCGAAAAAGGACACCGAUAUUGAGAAGCAAAGUGGAAAACAAGAGAAGAAGUUGACUUUGGGACAAAAGAUCAAGCAUGAGAUCCAGCACUACUGGGACGGCACGAAGCUGCUGGCGACGGAAGUCAGGAUCAGCAGCAAACUCGCGUUAAAGAUGGCUGCUGGUUACGAAUUGACGCGACGAGAGAACCGACAACUGCGACGUACAGUCCAGGAUCUCGGACGCUUAGUUCCCUUUUCAGUCUUCGUCAUUGUCCCUUUUGCCGAAGCGCUCCUGCCUAUCGCCUUGAAAUUGUUCCCCAACCUGCUGCCUAGCACGUACGAAGCGCAGCAGUCCAAGGACAAGAAGGCCGCGACGCUACGUGCGACCCGUAAGGAGGUCAGCUCUUUCCUACGUGAGACUCUGAAGGAGACGGGACUUCCUCUGUCGCCUUCGACGACGCAGAAGGAGGAGUUCGCUACAUUCUUCCGAAAAUUACGGGCCACCGGGGAGAAGCCGAGCACGGAAGACGUCAUCAAGGUUUGUAAGGCAUUUAGGGACGACCUGACCCUUGACAACUUGUCAAGGCCGCAGCUCGUGUCCAUGUGUCGGUACCUAAAUUUGAACACGUUCGGCACCGAUACCAUGCUCAGGUACCAAAUUCGUCACAGGAUGAGGCAAAUCAAGAGGGACGACAAGGCUAUCAGCUUCGAAGGCGUUGACAGUCUCAACGUCGCAGAGCUGCAAACCGCAUGCGCCAGCCGAGGCAUUAAGACGCAUAGUGUAUCCCCUAGCCGACUACGGGAGGACCUUCAAUCUUGGCUGGACCUACGGUUAAAGCACGGCGUUCCUUCGACGCUACUCGUGCUAAGCAAUGCUUACAUGUAUAGCGAGAAGACAGAAGGUGGUUUCCAGAGCCAGAUCGAAGCCCUAACAGGCGUGCUGUCGUCUAUCCCCGAGGAACUGUACCACGAGAUCGAGCUCGAGGUGCACAAUGCCGAGGGCGCGGCGACCAACAAGCAGCGUCUCGAAGUCCUCAAGGAACAACAGGAUCUCAUCGAGGAAGAGAACGAGCAAAACCAGGAGAACCAGGAAACAGGUCUUGCAACUCCCAAGGAUGUGGACGACAUCGACGAGAAAGAAGACCGCGCUCAAGCUGCUGCAGCAGAGCAGGGUCUCAACAAGGAAGUAGUCGGCGAAGCUGUUGACGCCGAGGCCGACCAGGCGCAGGCUAAGGGUGCGCUUCCGCAGGAAGAGCAACAGCAACAGCAACAGAAGAACGUAGCAGAGGAAAAGCAGGUAGAGAAAUAG
Daldinia caldariorum is the source of this 1683-nucleotide messenger RNA. Its product is annotated as LETM1-domain-containing protein. Gene Ontology annotation, biological process: intracellular monoatomic cation homeostasis. The transcript has a single exon. Gene Ontology annotation, molecular function: ribosome binding. The coding region runs from base 1 to 1683 and encodes 560 amino acids. NCBI's taxonomy places the organism in Eukaryota, Fungi, Ascomycota, Sordariomycetes, Xylariales, Hypoxylaceae. Gene Ontology annotation, cellular component: mitochondrial inner membrane. The record is from RefSeq and is a predicted model, not a curated record.